This is a messenger RNA of Aedes aegypti (yellow fever mosquito), 3880 nucleotides long. RefSeq names its product prolactin-releasing peptide receptor (gene sNPF-R). Gene Ontology annotation, molecular function: neuropeptide Y receptor activity; neuropeptide binding. The record is from RefSeq and is a predicted model, not a curated record. The transcript has 4 exons. The coding region runs from base 1444 to 3033 and encodes 529 amino acids. Gene Ontology annotation, cellular component: neuron projection; plasma membrane. Lineage: Eukaryota; Metazoa; Arthropoda; Insecta; Diptera; Culicidae. Gene Ontology annotation, biological process: G protein-coupled receptor signaling pathway.
UGCAGCUGGAAGCAAGGACCCAGUAUCCGCGUCAGUAUCGUCCCAGCGCGCGAUUCGGUCGGAUCGGAAAUACUUUUUCUCGCUGUCAUCGAUACGCGGUACGCGCUUUUGCUUUACAGACAAUAUCUAUGGUGAAGUAAUCCCAGCCGGAGUGUGGAGGUUCGCUAUAGGAUAGCGGUUACUGUAGUUUUAAAGUUUUUAGCUGUUUCAAAAAUGUUGGUGUGCUUCAAUCAAUUAUUGUUAAAUAUAGAAGAAAUCGUUACAUGAAAAAUUGAUACGUAUUAAGUGAGUGGCGAAUCCGCCAAGGGCGUAAAGCUAUUAUAAUGAAGUGUUGAUAAAAAAUAAUAAUAAAGCAUUUAGUAAUUCUAAUAAAAAGUCCAAUAGUGAAAAUUCAAAAAAAAUGAAUACUUUAGAGGAGGUGUUUCAAAAAUUCAGUGUUACAGUGCUCAAAGCAGUAAAAAAAUGUGAAUAAAAAUUCCUGAUUCCUAAAGCACCACACGCCACAUUGGCAUGAAGUUCAAGCCCCAGGCUAUCGAAGGACGACCGUGAAUACGCUCAAGUGCACUACACACUACGGAGCCGAAGCCGCACAACGGAACGGAACGGCGCCCUGGUGGAGAAAAGCUCCCACAGCAGCUCCCGGAAGCACUCACUCUAAAACCAUCCCAGAACAGUAGCAUCCAGCCAGCCAGUCACAGUGGGGGGUGUCCCAGUAGCUGAAACCCACCCGUCGAAUGUGUGCAAAAGACAUCUCUGACUCUGAAACGCCCGUCGAAGCGAUUGUGGCGACAGGAAGCGGAAGCAGGGAAACCCGCGAAAAUCGAUUACCAUCGUCACACUAGUAGCAAACUAGUUGAUUGGCAUUUAGCAGUUCCGUUUUUUUCUUUACACUUGCCGGGCGUUUCCGACUGAACCCAGCGUUUCGUCGGAUGUGAUUUAAGACGUGUCGGGGAAAUAGGGGGAGUGAUUGCGACAUUCGCUGCGGAGGCGGAAGCUGAAGCUCCGUGUAAUCGAUUUGUGUGUGUGUGUGUGUGUGCAUUGGAAGAAUAAUAAAAGGUGCAAGUUGAGGGGGAGGGAGUGUUAUGUGAGGGAGUAAAAAGGGGGGCAUUUGUGCGUGUGUCUCAAUAUUUAUCGUGUAAUCGGAGAUACUGCACAAAGAUAGUGUGAGCAAACAAGCCAGAAAAGGAAGGAAGGAAGCCUUGUGCAACGCGUGUCCCAGUCAGUGAUGUUGACAGCGGUGGCGUCAGUGAGGCGUUCGUAGUAGCGCCUUUGGGAGUUGUGUAGAGGAUAUUCAUUAUCACCGGUUACGAAACUUGUCAGGCAUGGGUCAGAGUGGGUGAAACGUUAAACGGGGAAGAUAUGUCGUAAUCGUGUGGACUAGAAGAGGGAAUUCAAUUGAUUUAACGGCGCACGACGGACUUCAUCAAUCAUCAAAAGUGAAGAAUGGCCAUAACGAUGUCAUCACGUGGUGAGGUCACUGUGCUGCCAACGAUGACCAUGACCGGAACUUACGAAGCAUUCAGCGACGCUGUUAAUGUGACGUUCAGCCCCGUUGAGCAAUCCGGUCGAAAUAGCAGUGGUCAAGCCUUGAUGCAGGACAAUACUAGUGAUGUCGUGACCAACGAAAUGGUUCAAGUGGUUUUCUGUCUACUGUAUUCUAGCAUAUUCAUUCUGGGAAUCUUUGGAAACGUGUUGGUAUGCUACGUAGUGUUCCGUAACAAAGCCAUGCAGUCAGUGACGAACCUGUUCAUCACUAACCUAGCCUUAUCGGACAUUCUACUCUGCGUUCUGGCCGUACCUUUCACACCUUCGUACACAUUCUUUGGACGGUGGAUAUUCGGAAAAGUGAUCUGCCAUACGGUGCCAUUGGCUCAAGGAUGCAGUGUGUACAUAUCAACGCUAACCCUAACUUCGAUAGCGAUAGAUAGGUUCUUCGUUAUAAUCUAUCCAUUCCACCCUCGAAUGAAAUUAUCAACCUGCAUCACAAUCAUCGUUCUCAUUUGGAUCUUCUCCAUGCUGGUGACUCUCCCGUAUGGCCUCUACAUGAGCCAUCACGACGACACCAAUGGAACUCUCGCCAACGAAACCCUACCAGAAAAUCGUACAUUCUACUGCGAAGAGCUCUGGCCGGAAGACAUGCGCAAGGUCUUCUCGAUCGCAACUUCGAUCCUGCAGUUUGUCCUACCCUUCAUCAUCAUGGCCAUCUGCUACAUCUGUGUGUCAAUUAAACUAAACGAUCGUGCCCGAACGAAACCCGGAUCCAAAACCACCCGCCGAGAGGAAGCCGAACGAGAUCGCAAGAAACGCACCAACCGUAUGCUGAUCGCCAUGGUUGCAAUCUUCGGCAUCUCCUGGCUACCGUUGAACCUCGUCAACAUGAGCAACGACUUCUACUCGGACAUCAACGAUUGGCCCUACUACAACCUACUCUUCUUCAUCGCCCAUCUGAUCGCCAUGAGCUCAACCUGCUACAACCCCUUUCUCUACGCCUGGCUCAACGACAACUUCCGGAAAGAGUUCAAACAGGUUCUGCCUUGCUUCAACCCUUCCCGUGGACGAAGCACCAUCAGCACUCGUCGCUCCGAGCACCGAACCUGCAACGGCAACAACGACACCGUUCAGGAAACCCUCAUCCCAUCCUCCCAAGUACUACCCCCAGUCUCCAACCGAUCCCCCAACACCACCACCACCACAACAACCACCGAUUCCAACAAACCCUCCGUUGAUUCGAUUCUCCUGUCGGAAAUCGGACCUCCAACACUGUCCCCGGACCCCCCUCUACUGCCAUCGAUUCAGAGCCAGGAAACGAUCGUCCUCCCGUCCGGGGUCCUGGAAACCCCCUUCGAAGUUCAACUGCCCCCACCCCCGAAACCCACCAACAACGGACAACCGACGUCCUCCAACAAUGGCGUGGGGAACGGGGGCCUCUCGCACACCCCUGCCCAGAAACCCUGCAGUAACCCGAAGCUGCAAUCGCUGAUCCUGAUCAACGAUGGAACGUGCGGCGACACCAAGCUGCCGGAGAUACUGUAAAAACGCCGAAUCUGAGACUGAGCAACCAAAAACAAACAACAAAACCAACCAUUCAUCGAACGUAACGAUUCGAGAGGCGUACGCAUGUGUGUGUGUAUAUAUUUUAAGGUGAUGUCAAAAAAAAAUCCUUCCUCGGAGCGCCAUACAGACGCAACAAAAAAAACCGAACGCGGAAAAACCCAAGCAAAGUGACGAAAGAAAACUAAUUUUCUAAUCCCCCCACUCAUCGAGAGGGACAUCUGGCAGCUAAAGCGAGCAGCUGCCUUCCGGAAGGUCAACACCGGUGUCGACAUGGUAGCAGGAUCCGCGUUUCAUAUGGACACCGUUAUCCCACCGAUGAUACGAUGCCACACACCGAGGGAUUACCGGCGAUUGCACAGUGGUUCGAAGGCGGUCAAAACCUCAAAAAUCAAGAUUCGUUCCAUCGCUUUUUCUCAACGAUAUUACUUUUAAAACUUCAACGCGGAUGAAGAAAGCCAGGUUAUCUGAAUUGUUUCGGGACCUUCUGUUUCUGGGCCCGAGACAGAAGGUUCCAUUUAGGAAUUUAUUCAGGAAUAAGGUUUAGGAAAAGAUCAAUUUUGUUGCAACUAUGAUCAGUUAUGUGUUCAUUCCUUAUCAGUCUCUUCUGACAUCGUAAUAUCACUGUAAAAUUUUAGAAAGUAUUUCUUUUCAAUAUGAACUAUUUGUUUUAUUUUAGGUAAGUGUAAUAUGAUUUUUUGAUAUUCUUGAACCAUUUCUUGUUUUAAAUUCAAAAAUGCUGUAGCAUUGGUAUUUCAGCAGUUUUUUCGUAUUGAUUUUCGAUUGGCUUAUCAGUUUUCACCAAAUAAAAUUCAAGCUGAACCAGGAA